Messenger RNA from Lachancea thermotolerans CBS 6340, 573 nucleotides. Its product is annotated as KLTH0F18084p. Lineage: Eukaryota; Fungi; Ascomycota; Saccharomycetes; Saccharomycetales; Saccharomycetaceae. Bases 1 to 573 code for a protein of 190 amino acids. The record is from RefSeq and is a predicted model, not a curated record. The transcript has a single exon.
AUGUCCAACCCUCCUCUCCAUCAAAGUCACUCAGAGCCUGCGCUUUUUCAAACAGACGUGCAUCAUUGGGGCGCGAGUGCGCUCGGCUCCGAGUCUACUUCUUCGCUGCUACCCGCAGAUAUUGAUGUAAAUAAACUGGAACGUGGGGACCUCGUUUUUGACCGAAAAGUUGUGACGGAGCCUGCUGAGAACACUCCACUCUUACCACGUUCAGUCAGUGGUCCCCCUGCUGUGGCGCCGCCGCCAACAGCUGCGGCUAGCGCCCCUCCAGACGUCGCAAGAAGCCCAUUUCCCGAAAGGCCUAGUCGUGAAAAUAUGGAUCCUACUGGCAUGUCACCAUGGACUAACUGGCUGUGGAGCCUAUAUUAUGGCAAUAGAACAAUGUUUUAUCUAGUGUUGGGAGUGCUCGUCACGGCAACAACCAUCUACACGGCGUUCACCGGAGAAGGAUCUAAGUACUACGCUGUGAUCCUGAGAGCUACAGCUUGCUACAUAAUGGGCACUGAUACAGCACAAUCGCUGUUUGGACCAGGCUUCUGCGAAUUCAAAGCUGGGCGGCAAACUAGCAUGUGA